Molecule: messenger RNA, 528 nt
Organism: Aspergillus pseudoviridinutans
Lineage: Eukaryota; Fungi; Ascomycota; Eurotiomycetes; Eurotiales; Aspergillaceae
Product: DUF1772 domain-containing protein
Exons: 2
Coding region: 1-528 (175 amino acids)
Source: RefSeq, a predicted model, not a curated record
AUGAGCGAAUAUCCGACCGCGUUCCGCGCAGCUCAAGUCCUAGGCUUGACAGGCGCCGCCUGGCUCUCAGGCAAUAUGUUCGCCCUAAGCCUUAUCACCACCCCGGCCCUCGUCCAAUCCCUCCACGAAAAACAAGUCACCCCGUCCACCGCUGCCAAAUUAUGGGCCAACAUCUACAAUACCGGCAAGUUGCAGAACCCGCCCAUCGCGGCCGCGACCGCCGCAGUCUUGUUCUACCUGGCCUGGGCUGUCCGUGAUGGAACGGCAUUGUCGCUGUUGGUGGGGCCGAAUAGUAGUUUGUUGUAUGCUGCUUCGGGGGCGUUGACCGUGGGUAUUGUUCCGUUUACGCUUACGUUUAUGAUGGGGACGAAUCGGGAGCUGGAGGCAAAGGUGGGGUCCAAGGAUGAGAUUGAGGCGACGAGGACGGAGGUCGAGUCGCUUUUGGAGAGAUCGGGGGUGCUGAAUGCUGUGAGGGGAGGGUUGCCUCUGGUUGGGGCGGUGGCUGCGGCGCUUGCUGCGAUUGCUUGA